Daphnia magna is the source of this 520-nucleotide messenger RNA. RefSeq lists its product as uncharacterized. The record is from RefSeq and is a predicted model, not a curated record. Lineage: Eukaryota; Metazoa; Arthropoda; Branchiopoda; Diplostraca; Daphniidae. The coding region runs from base 1 to 486 and encodes 161 amino acids. The transcript is spliced from 3 exons.
AUGGCUGUUAUCGAUGAUAAACUAAAAUUGCUAUCAAAGUUUGAAGCUUUAACUCAUCAGCAAAGGUUCAAAUCAGUCUUUUUGUCCCCAAAGUGUACACACGUUUGUCUGGAUCAAAGGAGCUAUAUCUGCGUAGUGAUGGCUAUGUUCAAAAUAUGGCGCUGCAUAGAUACACACGGAACAUCGAAAACAACCGUAAGCCCUAACCAGCAAGUAUCAACUAUUUCAAGCGACGCAAACAUACGUAACCAAGCACCACCGGUUCCAUGUUCCAGAGCCAAUCGUUGUCAACAUGCCAAUAAUGGAGGAAAUAACACGGCCGAUACAGAAGCGACGACGCGCGCUUGGAUUACGUUACAACUGGAUUUGCUAUCCGCACCUCCGCAAAGGUCUGAAACGAUUCUCAUCAUUGCAGAGAGAGAGAACAAUCCCCCGCCUUUUUAUACUCCUCCCCCCACUUAUCAAGAUGCUUGGUUUGAUUCCUGAAAAAUUAGGAGCAAUAAAUUACAUGCCUUCAAAA